Coregonus sp. 'balchen' is the source of this 2485-nucleotide messenger RNA. The record is from the annotation of a GenBank genome assembly. NCBI's taxonomy places the organism in Eukaryota, Metazoa, Chordata, Actinopteri, Salmoniformes, Salmonidae.
AUGUACAUCACCACUCUGCCUGUUCCAGGGAUGCACUUCCAAUGCUCUCCAAAGGUUUGUAUCCUUCCAAAUCCAAGCCACAAUAUGCUGCAAGUUGCUAACACACUGUGACCUACCAGUGCCCACAUCUAUUUCCAUAAUUGAUGUGUCAUUGCUAUUAUAGCAGUGAUCUGACUUUCUGGGCUAUUGUUGCAUAUAAACAUUACAGUUGUAUCUUAACAACAAAACCCCCUUAAGGACAAACUCAUCAGAAAGUGAUCUAGUCCUUAUUUUCAAGUUAACGCCCCCUAGUCCUCUUCACGAUAUAUUGAUCACAUGAAAAAUAUAAAAAUUAUUAUUCUGUUGCAUGCGUGUAUCAUUUUAAAAGAGCUAUUUUGAAACCGCUUGAGUGCUCAUCAGGGUAGGCACGAGUUUCCUGUUUCUAUUUUAGCUUCUCGCAUUCUAACCCUGUGACCAAAGACCCAGAGGAAGAAGGGGUAAGGUUAUACAGAUGUAGCAUGUGUGGUUUAAAUGUGACUCAUCUCAAUACUAUACUUCUCUUUUGAAAUAUCGAGGAAUGGAAGUCAAAAUGGUAGCCCCCCCCACCACAGAACAAAGUGGUGGGUGGGAGUUCAGUGUAUACAAAUGUUCCCACUCCCUCUGUUGCCCAAGGCCAGUGGGAGAGAUGUGUACUGUUCCCUCCUUCAGGCCUCCACCUCUCCUCCCCUCCUCCUCUCUUCCCCGCCUCCUCUCUUUCCCUCCCAGCAACAGAUGAAGGCCUUUCUGUGUACUGUCAUGCCCUGGGCCUGGUUUCCUGUUCUAAACCUCUAUCUGAAGAGGUUGUUUGGGAACUGGGAGGCUCCGAUGAGGAGGAUCAUGAAACUGAUUGCCGGCGGAGGCUUGUCAAUCACUGACUCCCACACCAUGUGUGGAGACUACCUGUAUAACGGCCACAUAGUCAUUCUAACGCUAACUAUCUCUUUAUCAAAGAGUGUAAGUAUUACAUACACACGGCCAUGCUUACGCUAACCUAUCUCUUUAUCAAAGGGUAAAAGAAGGCUACAGCUUUAUCGUCAUGCUGACGCUAUCCUAUCACUUUACUCUAUUACUAUAAGCUUCAUUCCCUGUCAAUUCUUUCACCUUUUCUCUGUUCUCCUCUCUUUCACAAUCUGAGAUUACCAGUUAGCUGUUUUCCACUGCUCAGUACAAAGGUUUUAGAAUUGCAGAAACAACUUGCUCAAUAAAUAGUGAGAUUAGCCGAUUUCUUGUGUACAUUUCUGUGUAAACAUGUAGUUCAACUGUACUGUUGUGACAUUAGCCAUGUGGUUUAUGCUGCAGUGACGUCUAGUGGAUGGUUGUAAAAGUCUGGUUUGAAAGACUACACAGUAUUAUGUAAAUGCAUUUCAUUGUUGAUUAUUGAAACAAAACCAUGGCUCUGUCGUAGCCGGCCACGACCGUGAGGCCCAUGGGGCGGCGCACAAUCGGCCCAGCGUUGUCCAGGGUAGGGGAGGGAAUGGCCGGUAGGGAUGUAGCUCAGUUGGUAGAGCAUGGCGUUUGCAACACCAGGGUUGUGGGUUCGAUUCCCAUGGGGAGCCAGUAUGAAAAAAUAAUGUAUGCACUCAUUAACUGCAAGUCGCUCUGGAUAAGAGUGUCUGCUAAAUGAUUAAGAAUGUUGUAAAAAAUGUAUCUCCUUAUAUUCCAUUAAACCUUCACUGUUUCUCUCUGUUGUAGGAUUCCCCUAAGAGGUUUUGGUGGUACCACUGGUUUUGCUGGACUCUGAGUGCAGUGGGCAUCUUCUGCAUCCUGCAGGCCCAUGACCACUACACUGUGGAUGUGGUGGUGGCCUACAAUCUCACAACACGCCUCUUCUGGUGGUACCACACCCUGGCCAACCAGCAGGUGGGGGGCUAACACAUACAGUACCAGUCGACAGUUUGGACACGCCUACUCAUUCAAGGGUUUUUCUUUAUUUUUUACUAUUUUCUACAUUGUAGAAUAAUAAUGAAGACAUCAAAACUAUGAAAUAACACAUAUGGAAUCAUGUAGUAACCAAAUAAGUGUUAAACAAAUCAAAAUAUAUUUUAUAUUUGAGAUUCUUCAAAUAGCCACCCUUUGCCUUGAAGACAGCUUUUCACACUCUUGAUGUAUUCACUAUUAUCCUACAAUGUAAAAAAUAGUAAAAAAUAAAGAAAAACCCUUGAAUGAGUAGGUGUGUCCAAAUUUUUGACUGGUAGUGUACAUAUUUUUAUUUUUAUUUAUCUGAUGUUGAUGUAGCUUAUUCUGUGAAGUUCCAUUUAUUUAUUUUAUCUGUUUUGUUAUCAUUCAGGCGCUGAAAGAGACAUCCCAGAGCAACCUGUUCUCCAGAGUCUGGUGGUAUCGACAGUUUCAGUACUUUGAGGAGAACGUCAAGGGUAUUGUCCCUCGGAAUUAUCAGCUGCCGUGGUCAUCAUGGCGAUCGUCUUCCUGGAGCCGGUGGAUGAAGUACAGCAGACUGGACACCCAGUGA